AUGAGGACGUGCCGGGCCACCCCUCGCUGCGCCGCGGGGCUCCUCGUGCUGCUCCUCGGGGGCUUGGGUCUGGCGGAUCCCCCCGGCCACGCAGGUAAUGAACCAUUCACCAUCAUCAAUGAAAAUACAGGCAAGUGCAUCAAGCCACUGAAUGACUGGAUAGUACCAAAAGACUGUGACAACUCUAAGGACAUGUUAUGGAAGUGGGUGUCCCAGCAUCGACUUUUUCAUUUGCAAUCCCAAAAGUGCCUUGGAAUAGAUAUUACCAAAUCCACAGAUUCCUUGAGAAUGUUCAGCUGUGACUCCAGUGCCAUGCUGUGGUGGAAAUGUGAGCACCAUUCUCUGUAUGGCGCUGCCCAAUACAGGCUAGCACUGAAGGAUGGGCAUGUCAUAGCAAGUACAAAUUCAUCUGAUUUCUGGAAGAAAGGAGGUUCAGAAAAAAGCCUGUGUGAUGAGCCUUAUCAUGAGAUAUAUACCAGAGAUGGGAACUCCUUUGGAAGACCCUGUGAAUUCCCAUUCUUCGUUAAUGGGACUUGGCAUCAUGAGUGUGUGAUUGACGAAACACAUAGUGGACCAUGGUGUGCCACCACCUUAAAUUACAAAGAAGAUCAAAAGUGGGGCAUCUGCUUAAUGCCAGAAAGUGGCUGUGACACUAAUUGGGAAAAGAAAGAGCAGAUGGGAAGCUGCUACCAAUUUAAUACACAGGCCUCUAUUUCUUGGAAAGAAGCUUAUGUUUCAUGUCAGAAUCAAGGAGCUGAUUUACUGAGUAUCAACAGUGCUGCUGAAUUAACUUACCUUACAGAAAAAGAAGACAUUGCUAGAAUUUUCUGGAUCGGCUUAAAUCAGCUGUAUACUGCUAGAGGCUGGGAAUGGUCAGACCACAAGCCAUUAAACUUUCUCAACUGGGAUCCAGAUAUGCCUAGUGCACCGACAAUUGGUGGGUCAAGCUGUGCAAGUAUGAAUGCUGAUUCUGGUCUGUGGCAGAGUUCUUCCUGUGAAGCUCAGCUGCCGUACAUCUGCAAAAAACCACUCACUGACACAGUGGAAUUAGCAGAUGUUUGGACAUACUCACUUACCCACUGUGAUGCAGGCUGGCAGCCGAAUAAUGGAUUUUGCUAUCUGCUGGUAAAUGAAAGUGAUUCAUGGGAUAACGCACAUAUGAAAUGCAAAGCCUACAGCGGUGAUCUCAUCAGCAUUCAUUCUUUAGCAGAUGUGGAAGUGGUUGUCACAAAACUCCAUAAUGGGGAUACCAAAGAAGAAAUAUGGACAGGCCUUAAGAAUACAAAUACUCCAACUUUAUUUCAGUGGUCAGAUGGAACUGAAGUUACUCUAACAUAUUGGAAUGAGAAUCAACCAAAUGUUCCCUAUAAUAAGACUCCCAACUGCGUUUCCUACUUUGGAAAGCUCGGACAAUGGAAAGUUCAGUCAUGUGAAGAGAAACUUAAAUAUGUAUGUAAGAAGAAGGGAGAAAAAAUAAAUGAUACGGAUUCUGAGAAAAUAUGUCCUCCAGAAGAGGGCUGGAAAAGACAUGGGGAAACCUGUUACAAGAUUUAUAAGGAUGAAGUCCCUUUUGGAACCCAGUGCAAUCUGACAAUAACAAGCAGAUUUGAGCAAGAAUACUUGAAUGAUAUGAUUAAAAAGUAUACUAAAUCCCAAAAUAAAUACUUCUGGACUGGCCUGACAGAUAAAGAUAAACUUGGAGAGUAUAGUUGGUCAAUUGCUGGUGGAAGAAAGCGGGCUCUCACCUUUUCCAAUUGGAAUUAUCUUGAACCAGCUUUUCCAGGCGGUUGUGUGGCUAUGUCUUCUGAAAGAUCCCUUGGCAAGUGGGAGGUGAAAGACUGCAAGAGCUUUAGAGCACUUUCAAUUUGCAAGAAAAUAAGUGGACCCACUGAGACAGAAGAAGCAGCUCCCAAGCCCAAAGACUUAACCUGUCCUGAAGGCUGGCAUACUGUGACCUCAAGUCCUUUCUGUUAUAAGCUGUUUCACAGAGAAAGAAUUAUAAGAAAGAGGAACUGGGAAGAAGCUGAAAGAUUCUGCCAAGCACUUGGAGCACACUUGCCCAGCUUUAGUCAUACGAGUGAAAUAAGGGAAUUUCUUCAGUUUUUAAUGGACCAGUUCAGUGACCAGCGUUGGAUGUGGAUAGGUUUGAAUAAAAGGAGCCCAGAUUUACAAGGAUCAUGGCAAUGGAGUGAUUAUACACCUGUAUCUACUGUUACCAUGCCAAAUGAAUUGCAGCAGGAUUAUGAUAUUAGAGACUGUGCUGCUGUCAAGGCUGUUCAUUGGCCAUGGCGAAGAAUGAGGUAUUUCUAUAAUGACAGAGAAUAUUUUCAUUUAAGACCUUUUGCUUGUGACACAAAACUUGAAUGGGUAUGCCAGAUUCCAAAAGGUCAAACUCCUAAAACACCAGACUGGUAUAAUCCAGAACGUGCUGGAAUUCAUGGACCUCCAGUCAUAAUAGAAGGGAGUGAAUAUUGGUUUGUUGCUGAGCCUCAAUUAAACUAUGAAGAAGCUGUCCUGUAUUGUGCUGGCAAUCACAGCUCUCUGGCUACUUUAACAUCUUUUACAGAUCUAAAAGCCAUCAAAAACAAAAUAGCAAAUAUAUCUGGUGAAGAACAGAAGUGGUGGUUGAGAACUAUUGAACAGUCUGUAGAUCAUCGUUUCUUCCACUCACGAUAUCCAUGGCAUCACUUUCAUGCAAUGUUUGAAGAGGAGUGCUUUUCCAUAGCUGCCAAGUCCUGGAUGAGUGAUUUAAAUAAAUUAACAGACUGUGGUACCAAGUUGCCCUUCAUCUGUGAAAAAUAUAAUGUUUCCUCAUUAGAGAAAUACAGUCCAGAUUCUGCAGCUAAAAUAAAAUGCUCUGGUGAUUGGAUUCCUUUUCAGAAUAAGUGUUUUCUAAAGAUCAAACCCAAGACUUUGACAUUUACUCAAGCAAGUGAUGUUUGCCAGUCGUAUGGUGGGACCCUUCCUUCAGUGUUGAGCCAGAGAGAGCAAGAUUUUAUUACACACUUACUUCCUGGUAUGGAAACAACUUUAUGGAUUGGUUUGCGCUGGACUGCUUAUGAAAAGAUAAACAGAUGGACAGAUAAUCAAGAGCUAACAUACAGUAACUUUAACCCGUUAUUGGUUGGUCGGUGGCUGAAACUACCAACAAAUAUUUUCGAUGAAGAUUCCCACUACCACUGUGCAAUGAUGGUCAACAUCCCAAAGUCACGUUUUAUUGGAACAUGGAAUUUUACUGCCUGCAGUGAACACCAUACUCUGUUUCUCUGUCAGAAAUAUUCAGAAAUGGAAGACAUACAGACCUUGAAGAAUGCUUCAGAAACUAUAAAGUAUCUCAAUAAUCUGUAUAAAAUAAUCCUGAAGAAUCUGACUUGGUUUGAUGCUCUGACUGAGUGUCACAAAGCAAAUAUGCAACUGGUUAGCAUCACAGACCCUUACCAGCAGGCAUUCCUAACUGUGCAGGCCAUCCAGCAUAACUCCUCUUUAUGGAUUGGACUCUCCAGUCAAGAUGAUGAACUCAAUUUUCAUUGGUCAGAUGGAAAACAUCUUCAGUUUAGUCGCUGGGAUGAUAAUAAUGAGCAACUUGAAGCUUGUGUAGUGUUAGACACAGAUGGAUUCUGGAAAACAGCAGAGUGCGAUGUUUAUCAACCGGGUGCUAUUUGCUACUAUCCAGGAAAUGAGACUGCAAAAGAGGUCAAACCCACUUACAACAUUCAAUGUCCGUCUCCUGUUCUAAAUACUCCAUGGAUACCAUUUCAGAAUAGUUGUUACAAUUUCCUGAUUACAAAGAAUAGACACACAACAAUAACACAAGAGGAAGUUCACUCUAAAUGCCAGAAAUUGAAUCCCAAAUCACAUAUUCUGAGUAUUCGAGAUGAAAAUGAGAAUAAUUUUGUUCUUGAACAACUUCUACACUUCAAUUAUAUGGCUUCAUGGGUCCUGUUAGGUCUCACUUAUGAAAGUAAUUCCCUUAUGUGGACUGACAAGACCAGGCUGUCAUAUACAAACUGGAAAAGAGGGAGACCAGAUAUAAAGAAUAACAAGUUCUUUGCUGGCUUGAAUACCGAAGGCUUGUGGGAUAUUCAGCCCUUUAAUGUUAUUGAAGAAACGCUGUAUUUUCAACAGCAUAGCAUUCUUGCUUGUAAGAUUGAAAUGGUUGACUACAAGGAAGAAUAUAAUACUACUCUGCCACAGUUUAUUCCAUAUGAAGAUGUUAUUUAUAAUGUUAUUCAAAAAAAGUUAACAUGGUAUGAAGCAUUACAAACAUGUUAUCAAAAUGGAGGUCAUUUAGCAAGUGUUCAUGACCAAAAAGGCCAGCUCUUCCUAGAAGAUAUUGCAAAACGUGAUGGAUAUCCACUGUGGGUUGGGCUCUCAAGUCAUGAUGGAAAAGAGUCAAACUUUGAAUGGUCUGAUGGCAGUGCAUUUGACUACAUUCCAUGGAAAGAUAAAAUAUCUGAAGGAAAUUGUGUUGUCUUGGAUCCAAAUGGAAUUUGGAGACAUGAAAAAUGCAGUUCUGUUCAGGAUGGUGCUAUUUGUUAUACACUAAAAACACGUAAAGAGGUUUCUUCUUAUACAUAUUCUUCAAGAUGUCCAACAGCAAAACAGAAUAAGACGCAGUGGGUCCAAUACAAGGGUCACUGUUACACAUCUGACCAGUCAUUGCACAGUUUCUUAGAGGCUAAAAAGUUUUGUUCAGAACUUGAUAAUUCUGCAGCUGUUGUUACCAUAAUGAAUGAGGAUGAGAAUAAAUUCGUAAGCAAACUGAUGAGGGAAAAUAACAAUAUUACCAUGAGAGUUUGGCUUGGAAUGAUCAUCCAUUCUGAUAAGACUUCACAUUGGUUGGAUGGAUCAGAGGUUACAUUUGUCAAAUGGGCAGAUAAAAGUAAGAGUGGCAGUGGAAAAUGUGGCAUUCUGUUAGCUUCAAAUGAAACUUGGAAAAACGUUGACUGUACACCUGGCUAUGGAAGAGUUGUCUGCAAAAUUCCUUUAAAUUGUCCUUCAUCCACCUGGGUUCAGUUCCAAGACAGUUGUUACCUUUUUCUUCAAGAAGCCAUCAAUGUAGAAAGCAUAGAUGAUAUCAGAAAUCAGUGUACUGCCUAUGGAGCAGAUAUGGUAAGCAUACAUAAUGAAGCAGAAAAUGCUUUUAUAUUGGAUAAUUUGAAAAACCUAUGGAAAGGCCCUGAUGAUCUCCUACUGGGCAUGUUUUUUGAUACAGAUGAUGAAAGUUUCAAGUGGUUCGAUAAGUCAAAUGUGACAUUUGAUAAAUGGACAGACCAAGAAGAUGGUGAAGAUCUAAUUGACACCUGUGCAUUUUUGCACAUCAAGACAGGUGAAUGGAAAAAAGGAAAUUGUGAAGUUUCUUCUGUGGAAGGAACCCUGUGUAAAACAGCUAUCCCUUACGAAGCAAAGUACUUAUCAGAUAACCAUAUUUUAAUAUCAGCUUUGGUGAUUGCUAGCACAGUAAUUUUGACAGUUCUGGGAGCAGUUAUUUGGUUCCUGUACAAAAGGAAUUUGGAUUCCGGCUUCACCACAGUUUUUUCUUCUGUACCCCAAUCACCUUAUAAUGAUGACUGUGUUUUAGUAAUUGCAGAGGAAAAUGAGUAUUCUGUUCAACUUGACUGAGACUUUGGAAAUCAUGAGUGUUUCCCAAGCAAGAUUUUAUAAAAACUGAGAAUUACAGCUCUUAUGUAUACUUAUCUUGGUAACAUUGCAACAGAACCCUUUAGCUUCAUACAAAACUCUAACAGAAAAAAUGUAUUUGUUUUAACCAUUUCCCCCAAUUCUUCACUUGAAGCUUAAAUCAAACGGAAAUAAAACCUAUUCUACUUGUCUUA
This is a messenger RNA of Sorex fumeus (smoky shrew), 5834 nucleotides long. It is a transcript of the gene LY75, whose product is annotated as lymphocyte antigen 75. NCBI's taxonomy places the organism in Eukaryota, Metazoa, Chordata, Mammalia, Eulipotyphla, Soricidae. The record is from RefSeq and is a predicted model, not a curated record. The transcript has 39 exons. The coding region runs from base 1 to 5622 and encodes 1873 amino acids. Gene Ontology annotation, molecular function: signaling receptor activity.